Rotaria sp. Silwood2 is the source of this 267-nucleotide messenger RNA. The record is from the annotation of a GenBank genome assembly. NCBI's taxonomy places the organism in Eukaryota, Metazoa, Rotifera, Eurotatoria, Philodinida, Philodinidae.
AUGGACGAUACAAAUGAUUAUGAGAAAUCUGACUUGGAUACUCCUGAUGAUGCAGCAUUAUAUCUCGAAUGUAUUCGAUUAGUUGAAGGUGGUCAUGUUCGACGAUUUGAAAAUUCUGCAAAUAAAUUUGAUCUUAUUCGAUAUGAAUUAAAUGAUGGAGUUAGUAAACCACUUUUAUUCUAUGCUAUUGAACAUAAUGAUGAAGCAUUUGUUAAAAUUUUAUUAGACAUGGAAGUACCAUUAGAUAAAAAAUAUUCUGUAAGUUGA